Messenger RNA from Diachasma alloeum, 2596 nucleotides. RefSeq lists its product as uncharacterized. Bases 457 to 1173 code for a protein of 238 amino acids. The transcript is spliced from 4 exons. Gene Ontology annotation, molecular function: N-acetyltransferase activity. NCBI's taxonomy places the organism in Eukaryota, Metazoa, Arthropoda, Insecta, Hymenoptera, Braconidae. The record is from RefSeq and is a predicted model, not a curated record.
AAUUCCGGGUCAUCCGUCUCAGUGCUCACCGCUGGAGCGAAUAUUGAGUUUAAAAAAAAUUCCGGAAAAAUUGGAAAUAGGGGAUACCCUUGACACUCAUUCAUCAAUCGAUUUUCCGGUGUUCAUUACAGUCUUUAUCGGCGAUUUAUUCACCCUCGCGGUCAGUCGUUAUUUAUGAGCCAUCGGAGAUAGUGCGGAUGUAACAAAUGGACUUGAGUGCAUAUGUACGUGUCCUAGGAACAAUGGGAAAUAGUCUGAAUCGUGGUGGAGGGCUCAUGAUGCCAAUGAAACUCGUUUAACUGAGUGCCGAGUUACGGAGGCUGCGUGGAAAUCUGAGAUCGCCUUCAGAUGAGGCUCGAGUGUCUCUGUGAGAGGAUUGGAUCUUUAAAUAAUUAGAUAGUGGACCGCUGGAACUGCAGUGCAUGUGGUGUGUUGAGUGAAGGUAUUUCUUGAAAAAUGUUCGGCUCUUCGCAAGCAGGACCUUUCGGUACGAUAGAGUAUCGUCUCCUAACGGAAGAUAAAAUUGAAUCGGCGAUUGAAAUUCAACAGAAGUCUAUGCGACAGGAGAACGUGGCUCUUGGGGUCGGCCUCUACGAGGAAGAGGGUGGCCCCGAGGCCAUGAAGACAGUUUUCUACGAAGUUAUCAAGGACAAUUGCACUAUCGUUGCGAUCGACGUUAGAACUGAAGAAGUCGUCGCGGUGUCGUUUAAUAAACUGCACGCGCCAUUAGCCAUCGGCGAGACAGAUCCUCUCGAGGAAGUAGUGAAAAACCACGUGAAGGCGCGAUCCAGCCUUGCCCUCAUUGAGUUCCUCGGUGAUGUUGAGUCACGAGUGGAUCUGUUUGAGAAAUACAACACGCGAGGGGCCAUGGAGGUCUUCUACGUGGGCACGGACCCCAAGUACCGGGGAUUCCGGAUCGGGCAGGGGGUCGUGGCCGCCUCGCUGACACUCGCCAGAGGCCUAAAGAAACGCGGAACCGGUGAGAGUGCGGUCAUUCCCGAAGUUGCCUUCGGAGUUUUCACUUCGAAUUAUAGUCAGAGGAUUGCGGAUAUCCUCAAGUUCGAGUGGCUGCAGACUGUCAACUACUCGGAUUACGAGUACUGGGGGAAAACUAUGGCUGAGAGAAUUGGGAAUGAGCACAAGUGUGCAAAAUUGGGAGCGUUGAGGCUAUGAAUUAUCAUUUUCAUUUUUUUUAUUGAUAUUCAACAAUCGUUUGUUGACAUUGAACAGUCGGUUGUUGAAAAAAUAAUUAAAAUGAAUUAAUAAUUAAUAGCUAUUAAUUGAUAGUUGAUGUAAUAAAAAAAUUGUCAUCAAAUUUACUUUAUCGAACAUAAUCUCACAGCAGAGGGUUUUGAACUUACAACCCUCAAAUUAUGGGACUAGUGCUCUUACCAAUUGAGCUACGACACGUCCUGUAGUAAUGAUUGUAUUAUUGAUUGAAAUUUUUUAACCAACAUUCAUUAUUAAUCCUCAGUAAUGACUUGUUAAAUUUUAACAAACGUUUGUUGGGUAUUUUUCUCAUAAAUAUGAGAAAAUGAAUAGAAAUAAUCAGGAUGGCUGAGAGAAUUGAGAAUGAGCACAAGUGUGCGAAAUAUAAUUUUAAUUUGUUCCAUUGAAAUUCAACAAUUAUCUGUUGACAUUCAACAAUUGAUUGUUGAAAAAAUUAAUCAACAUUAAGUUAUUAUUAAUUCAUAGAUAAUUAAUGCAUUAAAUAAUUUAGUAGAUUUGACGAAAUACCGAUACACUCUAGUGGCAGGUUUCACCACCUUCAGAAUUUAGGACCAAAGCUCUUACCAAUUAAGCUAUAAGUUCUAUGAUAAUGAAUGUAUUAAUUGAUAUAAUUCAAUCAACAUUCAUUAUUAAUCAUCAUCCUUCGAUCCGCAUUAAAAUCAGUAAUUAGUUGUUAAAUUUGAACAAAUGAUUGUGGAAACUUCUCUCCUUGAAAAAAAAUCCAAAACGAUUAGGAAUAAUCAACAGGAUUAAUAACAAAAACAGUCCAAUUAUCAGUACAUUUCUUUUUAUUUAAACCUGCCUCAGUACGAGUUCAUUAUAUUACAUAUGUAUACAGUUCAAUCUGACGUCUGAUACCUCCCACACAGAAAAAUCCAACUCUAUGGAUAAAAUCUCGCACUGGCCCUCAGACUACACGAGUGAGUUUGACUCACAUCGUGAGAAUUCAAUCGCAAUGCGCAGCAGGAGGACGAGAAUUGAUAUUUUCCAAUAGAAAAAGUGGAGUCAGAUGACUCCAUUGGUUUGUAGAAUUAAAAAUGACUCGAUAUCCAUUACAAUUGUCCUAGCCAUACAAUCAGGAUUACCUCAAAUUUUUUUUUGGAACAUUAAACUCCAUUAUGUUUCACUUUUACAUUUACUUUUUUAUUCUCACUAGAAGUUUGUAUAAAUAUUCGUAUUAAAUCCACGAUCUCAUGAAUUGUCCUCUGCCUAAUAGCUAUAAAUAUGGAAAAAUGAAUUACGCUGACGAAAUAAUAAGAAUUUUGUUUUAUUAUUUUUCAUUUAUUCAAUAUGGAAUAGUCAUAAAAUGCACUUGCUACAUAUUUCCAAAUGAUGAUUCUUCAUGACAUUAAACCAAAUAUUCUUA